UGAUGAUGAUGAUGAUGAUGAUGGAGAGCGGGGCGACACGCAGUGGGAGCCGCGGUCUGCCUCUCUUUUUCCUGCUGCUUCUCAGCAGCUGCUGCCACAUGUUGCACUGCCAAGAAGUGGCGCCCUACCUGCGAGGGGGUGGAGCGGGGCAGCAGGUGGUGUUGGAGGGGAACCGGCUGGUGCUGACCUGCCUGGCUGGAGGCAGCUGGCCCCUGCAGUACCGCUGGACUCUCAACAACAGCAACGUCACAGACUGGACGCCGCAGUACAGGUUAUUUUUGCCUUCUCUGAAGAGAACUGAUGCUGGCCAGUAUCAGUGUAUGGCGAGGAACAGGAUGGGAGCGGUGAUACACAGGAGGACGGAGGUGCAGGUGGCCUUUUUGGGGAAUUUCACAGGAGAGGAGCAGAGAAAAACGGUUACUCAGGGCCGAGCGGCCGUCAUCAUCCCGCCGUCUCUGGCAUCCUUUCCCCGUCCGGUGGUCACGUGGUACAAAGACGGGCAGAAAAUCAUCCCCAACAGUCGAAUAGCAAUCACUUUGGACAAUCAGCUGGUCAUCUUGGCAACCACGGCGACGGAUGCGGGCCGCUACCAGGUGGAGGCGGUGAACGAGAUGACGGGAGAGAACGUGACGAGUCCUGCCGUCUACCUGAGUGUCUCAGUCGGCAAGAAAAACCGUGGGUCAACAGAUCCGGAGUCAGAGCAAGUAGCUCCAGCAAUCGUGAUUGGACCCAAAGACACAACAGUGGUGACAGGGAGCGAGGCCACACUGGAGUGCAUUGCAAAUGCCAGACCGGUGGACGGCCUGGUGGUCGUGGAAACGUGA
Molecule: messenger RNA, 824 nt
Organism: Salarias fasciatus (jewelled blenny)
Lineage: Eukaryota; Metazoa; Chordata; Actinopteri; Blenniiformes; Blenniidae
Product: protein sidekick-1-like
Exons: 8
Coding region: 3-824 (273 amino acids)
Biological process (GO): axon guidance; cell-cell adhesion; brain development
Cellular component (GO): plasma membrane; axon
Molecular function (GO): cell-cell adhesion mediator activity
Source: RefSeq, a predicted model, not a curated record